AUGUCUAGGUUCCCAGGAAUUCCCACUGUGGUGGGUGAUACCGACGAUGACGCCUCCAUCCACUUGAACAGCAAGGUGGGUCCAGCCCGUCCAUUACCUCAAAUCUCCCCCAAAGAACAGGAAAUUGCCAACAUUUUGAGCAAACCCUCUGCUGCUCCCAGCUCCCAAUACAACGAGGUGUUUGAAACUUACUACCGCAAUGGCGGGCACGUAGCCCCCGCCCCCGAGGGCGACGAUGUCACCGACCAUUCGUCUUCAGGUCUGGACUACGAACCCCAGCUCGAUGACUCCACCGAUGAAGAACUGGAUGAAGAUGCCACGGAAGUCGAAACCCCCCAUGAAAAAUCUCUACUAGAAGAACCCCAAGACAUCUCCAUCGCCCCAGAACCGCCGAUACGGCAGAUUCUGCCGUGGAAACAAGCGUUUUUGCUGGUGCUUGCCGGGAUAACUUUGGCUGUGGUUGUGAUUGAAGUGUGCUACAUCUCAGUGGUGUACUCUCGGUCGAAGCACACGGGACACACCGUCGAAAACUACUACGAGGUGAACUCCAAGUUCGAGCAGCUCGGCUCACAAGUGUCACACCUUGCAAGUGAGCACAAAAACCACAAAAAGGCGGUGGAGGAGUUGGCCAACAACCAAAAACACUUGCAGCAGAGUUACGAGCAGUUGUCUGACAACGUCAUGAACCGGUUCCACGGCAUGGAGAGCAGGUUUGAGACUCUUGACACAAACAAGUCCCAGAUUAACGGCGUGAUACAAGAAGUACGGGCGUUGAAGGUCCAGUUCGAAAGCGUAAAUCUCGUUUCCAAUCACACCGAGUUCGACCAUAGACUCAACCUUUUGACCUCCAAAUUGGACAGGUUGGUCGAGCUCAACGACAAUAUAGAAACUAUCAAGGCCGACGUUCUCGCCACGUUAUUUCAAGCCCUCCCCAGCCAGGUCCCUGUCUACACCAAAAACAAUAAAAUCCACUAUAUCCCCGAGUUCAACAAGUUCUUGUACAACUUCAUCGACAGCUACUUUAAAGAGCACGGCCCCACCGACUGGAACGCGUUUGUACGAGAAAACAAGGAGUCGUUGGACAAGUACGUCAAAGACCUCUUGAGCCAGAGUGGAGUUGAUGGUAUUGACAAAAGCAGGUUGCACCAACUAGUGGCCGAACAGUUGGCCCAGAAUAACCAAGUCAUCUUCGACAAGUUCAACAACUUGGUCGACAAUCUCAAUGUUGACACAAACUCAACCGUGAGUGUCAAACACGACAAAAUCUUGCUCAGCAGCCUCUUGGAGAUGUUUUCUGAAGGGUCCGUCAACACCAACUACGCUGACUAUCGGCUCGGGACCAAGAUCUUGGGGUUCUUAACGUCUGUGCCGUCCAACGACAAACCACUUCCACGCAAGCUUCUCCUUGGAUGGUACGACUACUUGGUGCAAUCGAGUCCUCUGUACACCUCGCUCAAGUUCAAUGCCAAUAAUUUGUUGGUGGACGGAGGCAGCUCCUGGAGAUGCCAAACUGACAAAAACGGCUUGUGUUCGGUGGGGAUCAAGUUGUCCAGUCCCGUGAUUAUCACCGACGUGGUGGUGGCCACCGACUCCCAAGAUUCGUCGCAUAAGGCUAUUUCAAUCUACGUCAAACCUAAAUCAUCAAGUGAUUAUGAAACCAUUGCCCGAUAUUUGAGCGAUUUCAAGAUGGGGUUUAAAUUACCGCAAAUAUCCAACAAGUACCUCAAGAAAUUUAUUAAGGUAAAAGAAGCCAGCCUUGACAAGCCUAUCAACCAUAUCAAACUCCCCAUUAGUCUUGUAAAUUUACAAGUACCAGCUCGAGAUCUUUAUGUGGAAUUCCAAAGCAACCAAGAAGUCCUCGAGGUUCGUAAUAUUAAGGUUUACGGAAUCAGCCAGUACCGGUCGCAGAAAUACAGUCAAAAGAUGGAGCUUUUAAUUGACAACCUCAAACAGGCCCCCGAGCCCGUGAGGAUUUAUGACGACGUCUCAGUGCUUGGGAGUGACGAGACAAUCCUGUAG
Molecule: messenger RNA, 2019 nt
Organism: Yamadazyma tenuis ATCC 10573
Lineage: Eukaryota; Fungi; Ascomycota; Pichiomycetes; Serinales; Debaryomycetaceae
Source: RefSeq, a predicted model, not a curated record